AUGAGCAGCAAUGCGUUAAAAUACCAAGGUUGCCUAUCAAUAGCCGGCAUUCGACACAAUUGCUUGCGAGGCAUACAAGCGGCUCCCGUCAUUCUCUUAUGGUUGGUGUUUGGUUGGUGCUUUUGGGCCUAUCUCAUUCGGCUGUGUGGCGGUCUCUUGCACGAUGGCCAUUUAGCACAAGGCAUCCUGUAUAUCGUAUUUUUCCAGCCGCUUUUUAUCUUAUGCAUAUGGAGUUUUUGGAAAGUGACCAACACACCUCCCGGUCGACCUGCCGAUAUCAUUCGAGAUCAAGACCUUGAUGACCGAGAAGAUGUACAGCUUUUGAAUCAUCAGCAACCACAGCCUGAAGAUGACGCACAGCAGGAGGGUGAUGAAGAAGAAGGUGGCGUUAGUCGUACAAGUGUUGCUAUUCUCGAUGUGGGAGCAGCCAAUGAAUCCAGGGUCAGCUUGGCCCGUGCCUCAACUUCCAAUGAUGCUGCUGUCAAUAUGCGAAACGUUUAUCCUCUCAUUACUGUCAAGCGGAGUGGUGCCAAGAGAUUCUGUAAGAAAUGCCAAAUCGAGAAAUUCGAUCGUACGCACCAUUGCAGGAUAUGCAAAAGUUGCACAUUGAAGAUGGAUCAUCAUUGUCCAUGGGUGAACAAUUGUGUCGGGUUCUUCAACUACAAGUUCUUUUAUCUAUUUAUCCUUUAUGCAUCUCUUCUUUGCCUAUACGUAUUCCUCACUACAUUACCCCCUACCAUCGACAUGGUGAAUGGACCAAUGAGUAUAUUUGGUCUUGAUUUCAAUUGGCCUCUGCUGCUCUUUAUUUCUGGCAUCUUCGGCUUAUUCCUAUUACCAUUCACAAUAUUCCACACACGGCAAAUCGUCAAGAAUCGAACGACUAUUGAGACGUACGAGAAAGCCAACUUCAAGAUGGGACGUAGCAGGAAUGGACGUGUUGAUAUCAUGCGUAAUCGACAUUUCAAUCCAUGGGACUUGGGCUACAAGCAAAAUUUCAAGCAAGUGAUGGGAGACAACCCUAUGGCCUGGUUUCUACCAAUGGGACGACCACAAGGUCAAGGCAACUACUUCCCGAUCAAUGAAUAUGCAUACAAUACCCUUUCGACAGAACCAGAUGAUCAAUUUGAAACUUUUUGA
Molecule: messenger RNA, 1137 nt
Organism: Lichtheimia ornata
Lineage: Eukaryota; Fungi; Mucoromycota; Mucoromycetes; Mucorales; Lichtheimiaceae
Exons: 9
Coding region: 1-1137 (378 amino acids)
Biological process (GO): protein targeting to membrane; peptidyl-L-cysteine S-palmitoylation
Cellular component (GO): Golgi apparatus; endoplasmic reticulum
Molecular function (GO): protein-cysteine S-palmitoyltransferase activity
Source: RefSeq, a predicted model, not a curated record